Messenger RNA from Harmonia axyridis, 4626 nucleotides. RefSeq names its product netrin receptor UNC5B. Gene Ontology annotation, cellular component: membrane. The transcript has 12 exons. NCBI's taxonomy places the organism in Eukaryota, Metazoa, Arthropoda, Insecta, Coleoptera, Coccinellidae. Gene Ontology annotation, molecular function: protein binding; netrin receptor activity. Gene Ontology annotation, biological process: netrin-activated signaling pathway; motor neuron axon guidance. The record is from RefSeq and is a predicted model, not a curated record. Bases 415 to 3426 code for a protein of 1003 amino acids.
AAGAGCUUUAGUUCGGAACGAAACUCUGUGGAGAGCAGAGCGUAUAACACCUCCGACGCCGCUGGUGCCGCGCAUUCACGUUCGAUCUCUGUUUACAUUUUGUUUACGACAAAAUCUAGAACUACCCGAAAAUCACUUGUGAAUUUUAUAUUAUUUUGUGUUCGAUAUUGAUACGUUUCUGUGGUUGGUUUUGACAGAAGUGGUAAUUUCAGUGACUUCGAUUUUGGGAUUUACGCUUGGAUUUACUUUGAUUCUGAGAUCUAUCCAGUAUCAGGUCUCCAAUAAUUUGAGGGUGGAUAUAUCUAAUAAGGGACGUGUCAAAUGCCAUGUGAUAGACAGACAGACCGACUGACGGUGUCGCGGUAGUGAUGCGGAGCUAGAACCAGGACCUCCAUCGUGCGGUUUGCUGCCAUCAUGGCGGGUUCUCACCCUCUGAUCCCCCUCUUCUGGUGCGCUCUACUGAUCUUGUCUAUCAUGUCAAUGGCGUGCUCGGGGAUAGUGCAGGGAAAUCAAGAAGGUCUUCUAGAAGAGACAGCAGCCACGAAAUCCACAAUCGAACACGACGAUUCCAUCUUCCUCAGCUCGGACUCCUUGCCAAUCUUCCAGGCAGAACCCCAGAACGCUUACGUGGUGAAAAACCGCCCUGCACUCCUCCAGUGCAAGGCCGGUAACGCUCUUCGCGUGUAUUUCAAGUGCAACGGUGCAAAAAACGUUGAAAGUACUCAAAGUGAAUUCGUCCAUCCUCAGACGGGAGUGAGAAUAGUGGAAGCCGAGAUUAACAUCACCAGAGACAUGGUAGAGGAGUUUUUUGGAAAUGAGAAAUUCAAAUGCGAGUGCCACGCCUGGAGUGGCAGAGGUAGCAUCAAGAGUCAGCCUGCUAUUGUCGAUGUAGCUUAUCUGAAGAAGCAGUUCGACGUGAACCCUGAAUCGACUAGGGUGGAAAUAGGACACCAGAUGGAGCUGAGGUGCGUUGCUCCAAUGGGGAUGCCACCUCCUAGAAUCUAUUGGUUAAGGGGUGGUCAACCUCUGCAAUCUGAUACCACCAUGUUGGUAUCCAGCGAGGGACAGUUGCUAAUAAGUCAAGCUAGACCUCAAGAUACCGGAAACUACACAUGUGUGGCUGAAAACAUUGCAGCCAAGAGGCUUUCCAAUCCUGCCCAGAUUACAGUUUAUGUGAAUGGUGGUUGGUCACAAUGGUCACCAUGGACAGACUGCAAAUGUCCUGGAUCAACUCUACCUCUGGGAAAGAUGAGCACAAGAACUUGCACCAAUCCACCUCCCAGUAAUGGUGGUUUAGCUUGUGUAGGUUCAGCUGUGAGGAAAACCAAAGACUGUCAGCAGUGUCCUCAAGAACCAGCCCGUUGGUCAACAUGGUCCGAAUGGACAAAAUGCAAUUCGGAUUGCAUUAAAAUCAGAAAGAGACAAUGCAUUCCUGGUAAUGGAGUUGGAAGGAAAAACUGCAAUGGAAGGGACACCCAGACUGCACCAUGUACAGCAGAAAUAUGCAAAUCAUCGGAAUUGACACGAGUUAAAGAAGCAAAUCUGGAGAGCACCCAGUAUGACAUCAUAUUGUACAUAGGGCUAAUGGUUGCCAUCUUAAUUGUUCUGCUACUGUCCUACUUCCUAGUACGAGUUUACCGAAAAAAGGAUCAACACCAGAGUCUAUAUAAUAUGGCAUCCAAUGAAUACCAUCCUGAGUAUUUUCCUGAUCACGAUAAGAAAUCUCUGAGCCUACAACCCGACUUAACCCAAACGGUACCGCCCUGUUAUGAGUAUCCCUCGUACACAACCCCCUCAACGGCUAUGGUCACUAGAUCAGUUUCCGAACACCACUACGACGUCCCCCAUCUAGCUUCAGGGAGCGAUAUACAGAUGUCGCCUGCGACGAGCUCUACGCUAGAAUCCUCUAGCGGCAAGAGGAGUCAACUCAGUGGAUUCACAAAUAACUCCGAUUCAACAUACGAAGUAGCAGCAGAUUCUGUAACUCUCCCCAUGUCGACUCUUCCUGCUGCCUAUGCCGUAACUCCUGCAACGAAUGGUAACUACACCAGUGCCACUGUGGGCCAUUCUGGAGCCUUCCUGAAUCUUCCCGAGUCUGGGGUAAGCUUAACGGUGCCAGAAGGUGCCAUAUCCAGGUCCAGGAAACAGGAGAUAUUCCUCUCGAUCCUCAACGAAGACUGCUUUAGGCCAAAACUGGCUGACAACCUGACACAGCUGAGUCCUGUUGUAUCCUGCGGGCCCAAUAUUUCCCUGAAUAAGGCUGUUAUUCUGAAGGUUCCGCACUGCGCUGAACUUUCCAAACACAACUGGUCUGUCUCAGUUCUACAGAGUGACUGCAGCGAUUCCCAAUGGCAGACAGCAGUUACCCUUGGCCAUGAGACCAUCAACACCUCCGUGUUCUGUCAAUUAGAUGAAGACGUAGCUUUCCUGGUCACCGAUUGCCUCUCCAGAUUCGUGCUGGUCGGACAAUCAACAACUGGAGCUGCAAUUAAAAAACUAAAACUUGCCAUAUUCGCCCCCAAGUUAUGCUUACAGACCUCAAUAGACUACAGUGUGCGUGUGUAUGUGCUUGAAGACACGGAUAGUUCGAUGGAAACGGUCUUCGGUCAAGAAAAACGUCUUGGUGGUUACCUCCUGGACAAUCCUAAGACAAUCACCUUCCAGGACGGCGGAAACAACCUCUGUCUAAGCUUGGAGAACAUAAGUGAGGGCUGGAAGGCCAAAUCUUCCUCCAACUACCAAGAGAUACCCUUCAGACAUCUCUGGCAGUCCAACAGCAACAGCCUCCACUGCUCCUUCAACCUGGAAGCCUACGAGAUGAACAGAAACCUUAAUUUUAAGAUAAAGGUGAACCAGAAAGGGUUCGACCACAUCCAAUAUUUCGACGUUGUGUGCAGAGAAGAUAUGGACAUUCCUAAUAUGAAAAAUAACUCGAUUAAGUUGUACCACAAUGAAUUAGUGCCAAAAAUUACGAUACAAAGUGAGACUAGCCGUUCUAGUGAUUCGAAAAAAUCUGUUGAGUUCGCGCAUUCACCUAAAAGUUCCAAGAGUUUCAAGUUUUCGGCUGCGGAUGACCAGACGCCGAAGGUGGCCAAGAAUUUGAUAGUUACUGAUAGGGGAGUCUCGACAUGUGAUGAUUUCACUUUUAGGUUAUCUAAGCAAAUAAGGAAACAGCUUUGCCAGGUUCUGGAUACUCCUACGUCAAGGGCCAAUGACUGGAGGCUGUUGGCCCACGCCUUACAGGUAGACAGAUACAUAAACUUUUUCGCAACCAAACCUUCCCCAACUGACUGCAUUUUGGACCUUUGGGAAGCUAGGAACAGAACCAGCAACGCUUUGAGUGAAUUAAGACAAAUAUUCAACGAUAUGGAAAGAUAUGACGCAGUGAACAUUUUAGACAGUUGCCUAGGACCUAACUGGUUGUAAAUUAUUUUCGAAUGUUCCAUUGGAAUUUUUCGUAUUUUAGUGAAAAAUGCGUUGCAUUGUCGAACCAUUUGAUUAUAUCGUUUUGUUUGAAAUUAUUAUCUUAUUGAAUGUUUAACUGAAAGUAUUUCUUGCAUAUCUGAGAUAUUUCUGCAGAAAUUCAAUAAUCGGUUUAUGUACUUAUUUAUUCAGAUAAAAUGUGAAUUUGAUGAAAAAACCAACGAAAUUACAGUGUGUUUUAUUUUGUUAAGAGAAUCUACCUUCAGAUAUGGAAGAAAUUUUUUUAAGAUGACUUCUUUGCAACUUUGUAAUUUUCGUUGAAAUCCAUUUCAUAACAAAGAUUGUUUGGAAAUUUGUUGAUUGUUGCAAAAUUAUGGAAUAACUUUACAGAAAUGUAUUUGUUAGACAUGAGCAUAUUUUAAUGUGUACCAUAAAAAAAAGUGUAGAAUUAAGGACCAUGAAUUUGAAAUUGUGCAAUUUGUCAGCGCUCUGCCUAAAAUAAUUGUAUGCAACGUUAUUACUUGCUGAGAAUACCCCAAUUCGAAUUAUUUAUUCCUUUAGUUCAGCUUAUUCUGAAAUAUUUUUUAAAGAAUACUACAUAAAAUAUUAAGUAUUUAUUAAAUAACACGUCAAUAAAGAAUUAUAUUGUUGUUUUGUUGAAACUUGAACAUUCACAGGAAUACGAAUAUAAUAAAAUGUAAUGAUAUUUAUGUAUUGUCAAUGGUAAAAUACUAAUAAAAAAUUCAUAUUGUUAUAUAACUAUAACAGAACAUUAUACAAGAAAUGAUUUCAAAUUAGUUUGCUUCCAAAACUUGUAAAGAGAGCUAAGGAAUAAAUUAUUUAAUAUUUUUUCCUCCUUAAAAUUAGUUGAAUUACUUUCGAAUUAUUAGCAUUAUUUCAAAUAUCUGUUUUAGGCAUUCAUUAAAUUUUUGCAGAGCACGAUGUAACGAAAUUUUAGAAGACAGAUUUAAGUUGACUUUCCGAAGUGAUAUUGAUCUUAGUACAUUAAAUUUAUAAAUGCGACUAACCUAUUUAGAGUUUUAUACGGAAAUCAAAAGUAGUUUUCUAGAUAUUUUAGAAUGUUUUUGUACAAAUGAUACCCCACAUGUAAUUAGAAGCAGUUAUACGUUAAAAGGAUGUACUAUGUACGUAUAUGAAAUAUAUAACGAUGUAAAUAGUCAAUAUAUAUUUACGAUUUUUAAA